Salvelinus fontinalis (brook trout) is the source of this 1661-nucleotide messenger RNA. RefSeq names its product isocitrate dehydrogenase (NAD(+)) 3 non-catalytic subunit beta (gene idh3b). The record is from RefSeq and is a predicted model, not a curated record. NCBI's taxonomy places the organism in Eukaryota, Metazoa, Chordata, Actinopteri, Salmoniformes, Salmonidae. Bases 64 to 1221 code for a protein of 385 amino acids. Gene Ontology annotation, molecular function: oxidoreductase activity, acting on the CH-OH group of donors, NAD or NADP as acceptor; NAD binding; magnesium ion binding. The transcript is spliced from 11 exons. Gene Ontology annotation, biological process: tricarboxylic acid cycle; isocitrate metabolic process. Gene Ontology annotation, cellular component: mitochondrion.
ACUGCGCUUAAACCUCAUCGAAGAAGAAUUCAUUUCCUCCACAUUCUUUCUGGUUUGUGGAUCAUGAUGGCUGCCGCCUUGAGAGGAAGCGUUGUAACAUUGGCCAAGGGCCUUACUGGCACUGGUCCGUGGUGGCAGCAGCUGGCUGCCCGGUCCCUCACUAUGACCCGCAGUCUGGGUGGGCCUGAGGCACCCCCGGCCCGCGCCGACGCCACAUUCAAAGUCACCAUGGUGCCCGGGGACGGAGUAGGACCUGAACUGAUGACUGCCGUCAAGGAGGUGUUCAAGGCGGGUGACGUCCCAGUGGAGUUUGAGGAGUUCCACCUAAGUGAGGUGCAGCAUAUGGACAGCGACGAGAAGCUGGAGCAGGUGUUGGCCUCCAUGAAGACCAACAGGGUGGCCAUGAAAGGAAAGAUUAACACCCCCAUGGAGUUCAAAGGGGAGCUGGCUGGCUUUGAGAUGAAAAUUAGGCGUAGGCUGGACCUGUUUGCAAAUGUGGUACACGUGAACAGCCUGCCUGGCUAUAGCACCCGCCACAACAACCUGGACCUGGUCAUCAUCCGAGAGCAGACUGAGGGAGAGUACAGCUCUCUGGAGCACGAGAGCGUGCCUGGAGUGAUUGAAUGUCUGAAGAUCAUCACUAGGGAGAAGUCUCGGCGCAUCGCCAAGUUUGCCUUCGACUACGCCACCAAGAAGGGUCGCAGCAAGGUCACGGCGGUCCACAAGGCCAACAUCAUGAAGCUUGCAGAUGGCCUGUUCCUACAGUGCUGUGCCGAGGUGGCAGAGCUGUAUCCCAAGAUCAAAUAUGAGAACAUCAUCAUAGACAACUGUUGCAUGCAGCUGGUCCAGAACCCAUACCAGUUUGACGUGCUGGUGAUGCCCAACCUUUAUGGCAACAUCAUUGACAACCUGGCCGCUGGGCUGGUCGGCGGGGCAGGAGUGGUGCCAGGAGAGAGCUACAGCGCCGAGUAUGCCGUGUUUGAGACCGGAGCGCGGCACCCCUUUGCCCAGGCUGUAGGCAGGAACAUCGCCAAUCCCACAGCCAUGCUGCUCAGUGCUGCCAACAUGCUCCAUCACCUCAACCUGGAAUACCACUCCAAUAUGGUGUCAGAUGCUGUCAGGAAGGUCAUCAAACAGGGCAAGGUGCGCACAGGAGACCUGGGGGGCUAUGCCACAAGCGACGAGUUCACCAGAGCUGUCAUCGCCAACCUAGCCAUCUGAGCUAGCCUCUCAAACACACACUUUAUUUUACUCCCUUCAAACUAGUCUCUCUGCAUUGACCACUCAAGCAGCUGCGCAACAGAUUAAAUCCUCCUGACCCAUGCUCAACAACAGCUAACACCCAUAGACUCAAAUGCAUACAAACCCAGAGUAUACAUAAAAUACGCACAAUGAAAUUGAGGACCGGUUACAUAAAAGAGAAGGCAAUAUGGGGAUGACACCUUCAGGCUUUUGAACGGUACCAAAAUAAAUGUUUUCCCAUUCAACAAUAGAUGUAUAGAACUUGUAAGUCACAUUCUCUACCAGAGUGGUGGUGUUCAAUGAAUGGGCCUUGUUUAGAUAUACAAGAUACAUGUAUAUUAUUUUAAUUCACUAUAAGUGUUAUAUGCAUUAUUGACUUGUUCAUUCAUAAUUAGUAAUAAACAUAUUCCUAUAUCUGA